AUAUAAACAUUGAUACUUGUGUAUAAGUGUUACAUGUGUGUGUGUGUAGUACUCUAAGAAGACCUCUGUGAUUUACACUUUCUCCUCUCUUUCCUCUGUUCUGACUUUUACCCUUUCACAAUGAUGACAAGCUCGCCCCCGGCGGUUGAGUCCGGUGAUGCCGCCGUGAAGAUCGUCGACGACGAUGGUCGGGAGCAGAGAACGGGGACGUUUAUGACGGCAAGCGCGCACAUAAUCACGGCAGUGAUAGGCUCCGGAGUGUUGUCGUUGGCUUGGGCACUAGCACAACUUGGUUGGGUGGCAGGAACCGUAAUUUUGGUGAUUUUCGCUAUCGUCACUUACUACACAUCCACUAUGCUCGCCGAUUGUUACAGAUCGCCGGACGCCGUCACCGGAACUCGCAAUUACACUUACAUGGGCGUCGUCCGAGCUUACCUUGGUGGUAUAAAGGUGCCGCUAUGUGGACUAGCACAGUACGUGAAUCUCGUAGGGGUCGGUAUUGGUUACACCAUCACUGCCUCCAUAAGCUUAGUGGCGAUUGGGAAAGCAAAUUGUUACCAUGACAAGGGACAUAAUGCUAAAUGUUCUGUAUCAAAUUAUCCAUACAUGGCGGGAUUUGGGAUGGUCCAGAUUGUUCUCAGUCAAAUUCCUAGUUUUCAUAAGCUCUCUUUCCUCUCUGUCAUCGCCGCCGUUAUGUCUUUCUCUUAUGCUUCUAUCGGAAUCGGUCUGGCCAUCGCCACUGUCGCAAGUGGUAAGAUUGGUAAGACAGAACUGACAGGCACGGUGGUAGGAGUGGACGUAACUGCGUCUGAAAAAGUCUGGAAAGUGUUUCAAGCGGUUGGAAACAUUGCGUUUUCAUACGCUUUUACCACUAUUCUCAUUGAGAUUCAGGAUACAUUGAGAUCAAGCCCACCAGAGAACAAAGCGAUGAAAAAAGCAAGUCUUAUUGGAGUCUCAACUACAACUGUUUUCUACCUCUUAUGUGGUUGCAUUGGGUAUGCUGCGUUCGGAAACCAAGCCCCUGGUGACUUCCUUACCGACUUUGGUUUUUACGAACCUUACUGGCUCAUCGAUUUCGCCAAUGCUUGCAUUGCUCUCCAUCUAAUCGGUGCCUAUCAGGUGUAUACUCAGCCGUUUUUCCAGUUUGUUGAAGGAAAAUGCAACAAAAAGUGGCCUGAAAGCAAUUUGAUAAACAAGGAAUACUCUACGAAAAUACCAUUACUUGGAAAAUGUCGUGUCAACCUCUUUAGACUGGUGUGGAGGACGAUCUAUGUGAUGAUGACAACAGUUGUAGCAAUGAUAUUCCCCUUCUUCAACGCCAUCUUGGGUUUGCUCGGUGCACUUGCGUUCUGGCCGCUAACGGUUUAUUUUCCAGUGUCAAUGCACAUUGCGCAGACAAAGGUUGAGAAGUAUUCUCGCAGAUGGUUGGCACUGUACCUCCUCAUAGUGGUUUGCUUCAUCGUCUCGUUUCUUGCUGCGCUAGGAUCCAUCGUCGGCCUAGUAGCUAGUGUCCAGGCAUACAAGCCUUUCAAGAAUUUAGACUAAUUGACUCUUCAUCUAAAUCCUAUCAGAGCAAUUAUUUCAAGCGACUAGUUGGUAGUUAAAUUGUUUGGUCAAAAUCUAUCUUUUUUUUUGUGCGAAAGUCAAAAUCUAUAUUAUCUUAUACUAUUUCCAGAUAAAAUUAAUUGUGAAAUAAAAUACGAAGUUUGAAUUAAGAAUAAAAUAAAACUACAAGA
Molecule: messenger RNA, 1736 nt
Organism: Thlaspi arvense
Lineage: Eukaryota; Viridiplantae; Streptophyta; Magnoliopsida; Brassicales; Brassicaceae
Source: the annotation of a GenBank genome assembly